Saccoglossus kowalevskii is the source of this 3966-nucleotide messenger RNA. Its product is annotated as prostaglandin E synthase 3-like. Gene Ontology annotation, biological process: protein folding; chaperone-mediated protein complex assembly. NCBI's taxonomy places the organism in Eukaryota, Metazoa, Hemichordata, Enteropneusta, Harrimaniidae. Gene Ontology annotation, cellular component: nucleus; cytosol. Gene Ontology annotation, molecular function: Hsp90 protein binding; protein-folding chaperone binding. The record is from RefSeq and is a predicted model, not a curated record.
UGAACUUUCACUGAAAAUAUUAAAAACAGAAUUUCGUACCAAACUCUCGUCCAACUUGAAUUCUCGCGUUGUUCGUGAUUGCGCGGCUAACCUUCCAAACGUGUGUUUGAGGUCAGAAACAUGGCAUCUGAUGGGGUUACAAUGCAUCCACCAAUCCUUUGGGCUCAGAGGGCUGAUGUAGUGUUUCUUACAGUUGAUGUUUCCGAUUUGCAAAAACCAGAAAUCAAAUUAGAUGACAAGAGAUUGUUCCUGAAAGGAAAGUGUGGUCAUGAUGACAAAAUGUAUCUUGCAGAUUUAGAAUUCUUUGGUGACAUAAACCCAAAGGAUUCAAGAUAUGCUGUGAGGGAUAGAAAUAUAGAAUUUAUCAUAAAGAAGAAAGAAAGUGCACCAUAUUGGGACAGGUUAUUAAAAUUGAAAAAUAAGUACCAUUGGUUAAAAACAGAUUUUCAUCGGUGGAAGGAUGAGGAUGAUUCAGAUGUUGAAACAGAUGAUAAAAGUCUAGAAGAUAUGAUGGCUCAGAUGGGAGGCGGUUUUGAUGGCGAUAUGCCAGAUAUGGAUGAUAUCGGGGAUGAGAACGGUAAAGAAACAGGGCCGGAUAGUGACGACGAAGAAUUACCAGAUUUGGAGUAGCCCUUCUAAUGUAUAUACAAUAAUUUGAUACAUGUGCAGUUUUCACUGGCCCAUCCCUAUCUCUGGUGUUUCUGCAAUCAUUUGGGUUUUAGUAUGAAAGCCUCUUUUUGUUUGUCUUUUUUUAAAUUUUUUUUUCCUAAAUUAAAGAUGUACAGUUGAAAGACUACCAGACUUUGACCAUGUGUAUUUUCAGUUAUUAUUUUCAGUAGGUUGUUUUGUAAUUUGUGUUUUAACCCUCUCACUGCCACUCUUGUUAUUGUCCUGUACCGUAUAUUUCAAUUGAGAUCUUUAGCCAUUGGCAAAUGUAUUUGCUCAAAAACUUUUACUUGCAUUUUUUUCCCCCCGGAAGUGUGGAAGUAAUUACAAUACAUGUAUAUGGCAUUGAGUGGGUUAAUUAAUAAUCAUGUCUCCUGAACAUGGUUAAAAUAAAUAAAUACAUUGUUUCUAAUAAUUGUUGCUAUCUUGGGAAAUCUUUAAAAGACAGCUCCCUUGCCUUUUUCAAUCCUCAUAAUCAUUAGUUUUAUGCACGUUUCACAACAAGGCGCUUUCAUGCUAGAAUGUUUUAUUUUGUAAGUACAUGUAGUAGUAUAGGGGGGGAAAAUAUUAAAAAUGUAAUUUUUUGUUAUUUUGAAAAAUGUUUCUUGAAAGUUUCUUUUAGAUUACUGUAGUUAUUAACUCUAUAAUCAGAUGAAAUGUGUAUACACUUUUCCCAGUGUAUAAAGUUCCUGGGCAAUGAUUUUUAUGUGACCUUUACAAAAUUAACUGUUGUAAAUGAUAUAGUGUAUAUACAACAAAACCUUUUUUGAGCUAUGUCGAGACUCAUUGAUGUUGUUGCUGUUAGUAAUAGCCAGUCAGCUUAGGUUUUCCAAAAAAAGCAAAAAAAUAUGGUCGGGAUUUUUGUUGGAAUCUAAUUAGACUAUACUUAGCAGACCUGGCAUUGUUGUCCUGGCAACAAUGACUAAUAAACCCAAAGCUAUGUUGAUUUCAACCAUGAAUAUUGAAAGGUGUAUAAUAAUUUGAUGCGACAAUUUACCUGCAGUUUUUAAUUUUGAAGCUAUUAGUUUACAUGCCCCACUCUGAACAUUUUUGAGGAAGGAUUCAUUUUUUUUUUCAAAUUUGGCAUUUACAAUACCCUUCUACAACUUAAUAAUCAAGUGAUCCCCAACCCACCGCACCCAACCCAACCCAACCCAACCCCACCCCACCUGUAUAUAGCAUUAUUGGUGGCUCUUCUCUGCUCAUAUUAUGCACGUUAGCCUUGGUAUCGGCCUUUCAAUAUUCAACCUGGAUGACUUACACCAAUCAUUUAUACACUCCUCCAGCUGACCUGUGCCGUACAUGCAUGCAUACAUAUUACAGCUGAGCUGAGCAAUGCCAUACCUAGAAACAUCCGAGCUGACUAGUCCUUCACCUGCAGCCUGGCUGACCGAUGCUGUACCUGUAUUACAUUCAGCCUGGCUGGCCGGUGCUGUAUCUGUAUACAUUCAGCCUGGAUGGCCGGUGCCGUACCUGUAUACAUUCUGGAUGGCUGGCGCCGUACCUGUAUACAUUCAGCCUGGCUGACCGGUGGCGUACCUGUAUAGAUUCAGUCUGGCUGACCGAUUCCUUACCUGUAUUACAUUCAGCCUGGCUGGCCGGUGCUGUACCUGUAUACAUUCAGCCUGGCUGACCGGUGGCGUACCUGUAUAGAUUCAGCCUGGCUGACCGAUUCCUUACCUGUAUUACAUUCAACCUGACUGACUAGUGCAUAUUAUCCAGCCUGUACCACACAUACACGCAGCCUGACUGACACACACACACACACACACAUGCAUGCCCCAAUGUUUAACCAGGCACACAAUGCUCUUCACUGUGUGCACUGCAGCAAAAUGACAAUUCAACAUAUUAGAUCAUUCUUGUCUGUUAAGGACUGUAUGCAGCUGUACAUGCUCUCAAGAGGGAUUCAUUUCAUUUCAAUUAGAAAUGUUUUUCACAUCACAAAAAAACAAAGCAUGAUAUUGGAGAAAAUAACGAAUAUGCAAUAAAUAGCGAUUAUCUUCAGUCGGAGGUAGGCAGAGGCAAAUUUAUUCCCUGGCAAGGUUUGUACAUGGUAAUUAUCAAAGUGUUUGGUAGUUACAUUUAUCUUUUUGCAUCAUUGUGUGCUCUCUAAUGUAGGGAUCUUGAAUAGUAAUGGGAUUUCAAAAAUCAAGUUAUCUUGAUGCCUACUAGGGAGAGCUAUUCAAGAAAAGAUAAUUGUUGUAGGAAGAACCUGAUACAUGUCAAUUCCUUGAUUUUCACCCUUUAUUAUAUUACAAAUUCCAAAACUAUAAGAAGUUAUUAAAGAUCACUACAUGAGCUAAAGUGCAACUGGUUUCGCCAUUUGUGUGGCAGUGAUGGGCUCAGAGGGCACUCAGUUUGGAAUUCCUGUAAUUAAGUGCAUUUCAAUAGUUCUUGAGUUAACACAAAGCCAUGGUUUCUGCUGACAUACUGUUGUAUUGUGCACUAUACUUCAAGCUCUGGUUUUGAAAACUGCCACAAAUGAUGUCUACCAUAUCUCGAAACAAGUGUUGUCGAUCAUGGAUAUUCACCUUUAGUUAAACUGCGAUUUAGAUAUGCACGAAUGACACUUUGUUCAAACUAAAAUGUGUCGAGAUCUUGACAUUUUUUUUCCUUUAAGUUCACUCACAAAUAAAACAAUGUUGCCAUAACUAUGAAAAUAUCUUUACCAUGUGACCUACGUACUUCAGAUCAUUUUUUUUAGAUCUGUACGUGUACAUUUAUCAACUCAAAAGUCAGUGCUGCAAUAUGUUGAAGAUCGUUGGUCGUCGUGCUGCGCAUGCAUAAGAUAUGGGUGCCAUAACUUGGUUAAUCCUGGGAUGAGUGGACGACAUGAAAUCAAAGUCGGCAUUUUUAGUGCACGUUACUGUCAGAUCAAAACUCGUUCAUGCUUGCUACUGGCAUGUUGUAGGUAAAUCUUAACACUAAUCUCACAAAUGCAUGGUGCGACGACCAACACUGUUUAGUAUAGAACUACUGUGAAAUACUUUGUUUUAGCUGGAAUUAAUUUUCGCUGAAAAAGCUUUUUGGGUGUUUUGUAUGCAAAUUAUUUUCGCUGAUUUUUGAUUAGUUGAAUGCGAGACGUAGAAAAAAAAAAGUAUAUUCGCUGGAUUUUAUUUUCACUGAAGCAUCCUUUCAGCGAAAAUAAAUUCCAAGCGGAAAUAAAGUAUUCUACAGUGAUGGUUGGAUCUGGGCACUAUUGUAGCUCGACUUCCUCCUUUAACAUGUCUCGACUGAUUUUGAAAUAUUGACGUAUAUGUAAUUGUUGAGUCGGAAUAAAAUCAAUAACGACAACUGUAA